Messenger RNA from Myotis myotis, 1104 nucleotides. It is a transcript of the gene ERH, whose product is annotated as ERH mRNA splicing and mitosis factor. The transcript is spliced from 4 exons. The record is from RefSeq and is a predicted model, not a curated record. The coding region runs from base 16 to 396 and encodes 126 amino acids. NCBI's taxonomy places the organism in Eukaryota, Metazoa, Chordata, Mammalia, Chiroptera, Vespertilionidae.
AGUAUGUGAGACUCUAUGGUCCCAUUGGCUCUUUCGCGCUGCGCCUCUGACGACUUCCGGCGGCUCCUCUCGCGGGGGUUGGCUGUUGGCGGCGUUGUGGUUGAGCUCGUGUGUGGCGGUGUGUCGGCGGCGGCUGCAGUGAAAGAGUUUGGCGCGAUGUCUCACACCAUUUUGCUGGUACAGCCUACCAAGAGACCAGAAGGAAGAACUUAUGCUGAUUAUGAAUCAGUGAAUGAGUGCAUGGAAGGUGUUUGUAAAAUGUAUGAAGAACAUCUGAAGAGAAUGAAUCCCAACAGCCCCUCUAUCACAUAUGAUAUCAGCCAGUUGUUUGAUUUUAUUGAUGAUCUGGCGGACCUCAGCUGUCUUGUAAGAAAAGAUUCAAUAUCACCACUUUAACACACCACCCAACAGUGAGUCAGUGUUGGUGCUCAACAUGGAACAUGCUGUCCUGAGCGCCCGUGGACAGUAGGAUCACUGGGUCCCCCGCAUGGACAGCCUCCUCACCCCACCUGGGCUCUGAUGCCCUCCACCCAGCCACCCUCUGCAUAGAUAUCUCCCCCUACUUGGUCCUCUGACUCCCCACUCCAGGCCACUCCUCAUGGGGGCGCCCUUCCAGUCCUGCUCAUCCACAGAGAUGAUUUCACAUGGGAAACAUUCAUAUGAUUGGCUACCCUAGUAGCAGCUGUUCUGUUUACAUCUCAUUUUCAGUGAUUAACUUAGUCCUCAGGACAAACAUAGAGCUGUCAGUGAAAAUUAUUAUAAAGUAAGUGAACUUGAGAGUUUUUGUGCACUCUUCUAUACAUAUUAUACUUCAAUAAAAUUUAUUUCCCAGAAACAUCUCAUACUGACGUGUUAAAACAUCACUACCAGAAGGAAGUCUAAAAUAUUUGUUACCACAAAGUUACCCCUGCACCUUGGUAGAGGCCUCGGACCCUCCAGCAGCCUGGCAACCAGCUGAUCAGAGAAGGAACACUUUUCUGUUUUCUAACGGCUUGUCCUUGCCACACUGGGUAGUGACAAAAGGUUAUUAAAAACACAAGGGUUGCCCUAACUAGUUUGGCUCAGUGGAUAGAGCUUUGGCCUGUGGACUGAAGGGUCCCAGGU